AUGGCGUGUCCCGGUGCGCGACGCGAGGGACUGAGGUUCUUGCGAUCGAUCUACGAUGUCGGCGUCGUCGCCGCGUCGCGCGCUCCCGUGACUCACGGCGCGGCUGCCGCCGCAGCGAUGCCGAUGGCACAGCAGGUGGUCGGCGGUGACAUCGCCCCUGCUGGCGCGCGCUUCGCUUCGCAGCUCGCAGUGCGCAACCGCAUGAAGUCGGUGCGCAGCAUUCAGAAGAUCACCAAGGCAAUGAAGAUGGUGGCAGCGUCUAAGCUGAGGGGCGUGCAGGGCAAGACGGAGCAGAGCCGCGGCAUGUGGCAGCCCUUCACUGCCCUGCUUGGCGACAACCCCACCCUGGUGGCUCCUCGCACGCUGAUAAUCACUGUGUCAACGGACAGGGGGCUGUGUGGCGGCAUCAACUCCACUGUCGUGAAGCACAGCCGUGCAGUCUCCGCCAUCUCUGCGCCCUCGGCGGAGGAGAACAAGUCGGUGUUUGUGAUUCUGGGCGAGAAGGCGAAGCUGCAGCUGCAGCGAGAUUCGAACAACACCAUUGUGAUGACCGUUGCUGACACGCAGAAGCAGGGCAUCAACUUCACGCAGACGUCCAUGAUAGUGGAUGAGAUCCUGAAGAACGUGGAGUUCGAUACCGCCCGCAUCAUCUAUAACCGCUUCAACUCCGUGGUCGCCUUUGUGCCCACCGUCUCCACCGUGCUCUCGCCCGAGACUCUCCUCAAGGAGGCAGCAGAGGGCGGCAGUGCGAGCCAGCUGGCGGAGUAUGAGAUCGAGGGCGAGGAGGGCCAGGAGGAGCUCUUCCAGAACCUCUCUGAGUUCCAGCUCGCGUCGACGCUCUACAACGCGCAGCUGGAGAACGCGUGCAGUGAGCAGGGCGCGCGCAUGUCAGCCAUGGACAACUCCUCCCGCAAUGCCUCCGACAUGCUUGGCCGCCUCACCCUCUCCUACAACAGGCCACCAUCACCACGGAGCUUAUCGAGAUUAUUUCUGGUGCUGCGGCCCUGGAGGGCUAAGGCCAAUGCUGUCGUUACCGAUUUGUGGUAUUAUUGUGACUGUACGUUGGCAUAG
This is a messenger RNA of Closterium sp. Naga37s-1, 1071 nucleotides long. Lineage: Eukaryota; Viridiplantae; Streptophyta; Zygnematophyceae; Desmidiales; Closteriaceae. The record is from the annotation of a GenBank genome assembly.